Messenger RNA from Limulus polyphemus (Atlantic horseshoe crab), 1610 nucleotides. Its product is annotated as metal tolerance protein 7-like. Gene Ontology annotation, molecular function: monoatomic cation transmembrane transporter activity. Gene Ontology annotation, biological process: transmembrane transport; monoatomic cation transport. The record is from RefSeq and is a predicted model, not a curated record. The coding region runs from base 329 to 1522 and encodes 397 amino acids. NCBI's taxonomy places the organism in Eukaryota, Metazoa, Arthropoda, Merostomata, Xiphosura, Limulidae. Gene Ontology annotation, cellular component: membrane. The transcript is spliced from 8 exons.
AAUAAUAUAGUGCUCAGUAUUAGCCACGUUAAGUAUGUAUAAUUUUUUGUAUUAUAUUUACUCGGUGAUGGUUUUUAUAACGUGAUAAAUUGGAUUUUGUAUUUUGCUUGAAAUCUUAAAUAUGAUAUUUUCAUUGUCUUAUGAAUGAUUAGCUGAUUACUUAGUAUAAAGUGAGAAUUUCUGAAGAACAAAGUAUGCAUAUGUUAUAUGUGAAAUCUCGCCACAGAAUUAAAUAACGUUCAUUUAAGUUUCUUAUCUUAAUAUAUUUUUUAAAAAGACUAGCAUUAUUAAUACGAACUUUCUUCAAUUUUCCUAUACUGCUAACCACAUGAUGAUAGUUUUGUCCAUUAAGUCUAGUGAUGCUUCCACACAUAAAGAAGAAAAUAUUGAACGUAUAAUGGAAAUAAAUCCUGAACGAGGAAAUGCCCAAAUUGAGAGCUCAAGUUGGAGGCUUCCCUUACAAUGGUUUACAGAUAAAAAACAAAUACAAGGUGCAGGAGACAAAAAACAGUCCAGAAGACUAAGACGGUACUACAAAAUCCAGAACGAUCUGAUAUCUUCGUAUGAAGAGCUGCAUAUUCAAAGCAGUAGAACGAACCUUUCAAACAACCAUGAUGCAGAUUUUUCGAAACAAAGGAGAAACGAUAUGAUAAUAUCAAAGUUGUCAUUCCUCUGUAAUUUGGCAUUGCUAAUUGCCAAGACAACCACUGCUGUUUUUUCAGGAUCAUUAGCUGUGAUAUCUUCUGUUGUUGAUAGCGUAAUGGAUUUAGCAGCCGGGAUACUACUCUGGUGGAGUAACAGAGCUACUAAAAAUAAAGAUAUUUAUCGAUAUCCACAAGGUCGUACAAAGCUCGUGCCAGUUUCCGUGAUUAUUUUGUCUGUGGUGAUGUCGGUUGCUUCGAUACAGAUGAUCCGGGAAUCAGUAGAGAAGAUUCUAUAUUAUAUGGACCAUGCUGGAGAUGUAGAAUUUGGACUCAUUUCCAUCAUAACGCUUUCUUUUUCUGUUGGAAUGAAAGCUUUAUUGUUUGCCGUGUCCUUUCGAAUUAAAACUGUCAGUGCUCAAGCCCUAUCUCAGGACCAUCGUAACGAUGUGCUAUCAAAUUCCGUCGCAUUAGCUUGUGGCUUUGUUGGUUCCAAGUACUGGAAAUAUGCUGACCCUCUUGGUGCUAUAUUGAUUGGAAUGUAUAUAAUAAUUAAUUGGGGGAUUACUGGUUGGAUGCAAAUCAAACUCCUGACGGGUUACACUGCCAAACCAGAGUUCCUGAAGAAGGUCACAUGGCUUGCUCUUAAUCACGACUCGACCAUUCGACAGAUCGACACUGUACGAGCUUUUCACUUUGGUACAAAUCUUCUGGUAGAAGUGGACAUUGUAUUAGCUGAAGAUACGCCGUUAAAAGAUGCCCACGAUGUCGGUGAAUCACUACAACAGAAGCUCGAAGCUCUGCCUGAGGUGGAAAGAGCUUUUGUUCAUUUGGAUUACGAGACUCAACAUGCACCACACAUUGAGCAUAAAAGAGUAUAGAAAUGCUGAGAUCUUGACCCAGCUCUUGCUGAGACCUUGACCCAGCUCUAGCUCAGACCUUGACCCAGCUAUUGCUGAGACCUUGACC